AUGUUACAAUGCUACGCAGACGCUGAGGAACUGGAAAACGCGCUAGGAGUGUUCCAUCGCUUGCCUGAGCACUGCGUAUUUUCAAAGACGGUCGUCAUGUGUGCGUAUGCCCAAGCCGGGCAUGUGUGUGAAGCUCGAACGAUCUUCGAUUCCAUGGAGGGCGAUGACAAAAACGUCGUGUCUUGGACCGCAAUGAUGUCCGCCUACGCGCGGGGCGAUUGUCCCAGCACCUGGGGCGAGGCCAAGAGGCUGUUCGAUCGCAUGCCGAGCGGCAGGAACAUCGUGUCGUGGGGCGCGGUGCUGGCGGCGCACAGUCACGGCGGGGACGUUGAUACCGCGCGGCACAUCCACGGCAAAAUGCCCGAGUGGGACGCCGUGUCGUGGGCGAUCCUCCUCACCGCCCAGUCCGACGCGGGACUGCUGGAAGAGGCGAGUGCCGGCUUCCACGCCAUGCCCAGCAUCCGCGACGUGGUGCUAUGGAACGCGCUGCUCCAGGCGCAGGCCAAGAACGGGCAGCUGCUCGAGGACGACAAGCGCAUUUUCCACAAAAUGCCGCAGUGGGAUCCCGUGUCGUGGAACACCAUCAUCGGGGCGAUGGCGGCGAAGGGUUCGAUCGAAGAGGCGCAGUGGCUGCACGAGUGCUUGUCUCACAAGACGGUUGUGUCGUGGAACGCCAUGAUCGCCGCGCUGGGAGCUAGCGGGAUCAUCGAGGAGGUGGAGGCGAUGUUCCAGCGGAUGCCGGAGCGAAGCCUCGGGUCGUGGAGCGCGCUUGUUGCCUCGCUGGCGGGGAAUGGCUACUGUGUCGAGGCGAAGCAGGCACUGGAGGAGAUGCCCGUGUGCACGGCCGCUGCGGUAGCGGCGGUGAUUGGGUGCUAUGCGGUAUUGGGGGACGUGGCGGAGGCGAAACGGGUGUUUGAGCGGCUGCCAGAAGAUGUUGCGGUGAUGAAUGCCAUGGUUUCAGCGUAUGCCGUAAACGGGCAUGUAGAGCUGGCCAAGGAGUUGUUUGAUCGAUUUCCAGAGAAAAGCGUGCGUUCAUGGAACAGCAUUAUAGAAGCAUAUGCACAGUCUGGGCAGAUGGUAGAGGCGAAAACAUUGUUUGAUUCUAUGCCGGAAAGAAACAACCUCUCGUGGAAUGCUGCUCUUGCAGCUUAUGCGGCAAACGGGCAACUUGAGGAGGCAGUCUCUACCUUUGGGAGGAUGUCUCACUGCAACACUUGCUCGUGGAACUGCAUGGUGGCUGCCUUUGCACACAAGGGGCGACUCGAGGAUGCAAAGAUUCUCUUUAACAACACUCCACAGCACAAUCUGGCGUCGUGGAACAACAUAAUCGGUGCGUAUGCCGCCAAAGGGCAUGGGCACGAGGCACUCGACCUGUUCCAGGAAAUGGUGCUGGCCGGCUUCACCCCAGACUGCAUCACCUUCAUGCAUGUCCUGGGAGCGUGCAGUCACGUCGGGAUGUUGCGGCGGAGCUGUGAGCUGUUUGCAUGGAUGAGCAGCGAGCACUACCGCAGCCCCACCCGGCAACACUACUACAGAAUGAUUGACAUCGUGGCGAGGGCGGGAGAAGUAGCGGAGGCGGAACGGCUGGUUCAUGGCCUGCCGUUUUCGCCGGAUCCUGUGGCAUGGUCGACGGUGCUGGCCGCGUGCAGAACUCACGGGGACGUUGAGUGCGGAGCCCGAGCAGCGCAGCAGCUGGGUUGCAUGGGAGUUGCAGUGAGCACGCGUGGUGAGGAAGCAGAGUCACAUCAUAGGCAAUGGCAUCGCGGCAGACAAGACGAGAGCUGCAGCAAUCACUACGUGCUCCUGUCCAACAUGUUUGUGGCGGUUGGCCGGCGAGAGGACGCUGCGUGCUUGAGACGAAGCAUGCAAGACAAAGGGCUCCGGAAACCACCUGGCGUGAGCAUUGUCGAGCCACAUUUCUAG
Messenger RNA from Selaginella moellendorffii, 1923 nucleotides. RefSeq names its product pentatricopeptide repeat-containing protein At4g02750. NCBI's taxonomy places the organism in Eukaryota, Viridiplantae, Streptophyta, Lycopodiopsida, Selaginellales, Selaginellaceae. The transcript has a single exon. Bases 1 to 1923 code for a protein of 640 amino acids. The record is from RefSeq and is a predicted model, not a curated record. Gene Ontology annotation, biological process: RNA modification. Gene Ontology annotation, molecular function: protein binding; RNA binding.